AUGUUCGCAAGAGCAGGAAUGUCCUUACAUAAAUGGACUUCAAACUCACAGGAACUUUUAAAUAGUUUUCCAACUUCUAAUCCUGAAAACACUUUUCUCAUAGAUGAGCAGGUCUCAAAGGCUCUAGGCAUGCAUUGGAAGCCUUUCGAGGAUUUAUUCAUAUUCACAGUCAAGUAUGAAAAUGAAUCUAUGCUCACGAAACUAACAGUUCUCUCAGUCAUUGCCAGACUCUACGACCCCUUGGGUCUGCUGGGACCAGUUAUCUCUAAAAUGAAGAUUUUUCUCCAAAAAUUGUGGUUGCAAAAACUUACAUUUGACGACCCCCUUCCUCCAGCCAUUGACGCCAGUGAAGCCGCAUAUGGAGCAGUUAUUUAUCUACAAUGCAUCAGUGCCAAUGAUAUAGUCACAUCUAGACUUGUAUGCAGCAAAUCUCGAGUCUCCCCAUUAAAGACUGUCUCCAUUCCCAGAUUGGAACUUUGUGGAUGUCUUCUCGCCGCUCAACUAAAGGCCAAGGUUGAAAAAGCUUUACAUCUACAAAUUGAUAGCACAGUGCUGUACACAGAUUCUACUAUUUCCCUAGCCUGGAUUCAAACACCACUACAUCGUCUCAAGACAUUUUUUGCAAAUAGAGUGGGAAAAAUACAACAACUGACGCAGAACAACAAAUGGCAGCAUGUUUCCUCCACUUUAAACCCCGCAGAUGCGAUAUCAAGAGGACUAGUUCCAGAACAACUGAUUGACAACCAUUUAUGGUGGAAUGGACUAACUUUCCUUCAAGAACUGCCUGUUUCUGUGAACUCUGCUGACCAACAAAUGAUUGAUGCAUCUCAAGAUUCUCAAUUUUUAUUGGAACUCAAGGACAAUACCACUCAUACCUUAGUGACUUUAAAUUCAGAUUUCCUUACUAACUUUUUCAAAAUUAGUUAUAGGUAUGACAAAUUAAUACGUGUUUUCAGUUUUCUCCUCAGAUUUCUAGGAAACUGCAGAAACAAGAAGAUGAAGGGUUCACUCUCCUCAAAGGAAAUCGAGGAAGCAGAAUUUAAAUUAAUUCCCCUUGUACAACAAAAUGUUCUUGCUGAUGACUUCAAAAACUUAGCAAGUGGUAAACAGGUAAACCCUUCUAGCAAAUUAAAAAGUUUAUCCCCUUUUUUAGAAGAAGGUUCUAAUGUAAUUAGAGUAGGAGGCAGACUUAGAAAUGCCGACAUACCAUUUCAGGUAAAAUUUCCUAUUAUUUUACCUAAAACUCAUAUCCUUACUAAAUUAAUUAUGCAAAGUAUUCAUCUUAAAAAUGGUCAUAUUGGAGCCCAAACUUUACUUCAUUUAGCUAGACAGAUGUAUUGGCCCAUUGGGGGCAGAGAUAUAGCUCGCAUUGGUAGACCUAUUUCCGCAAUUGUUGAACCAAAUUUAACAGAUUUUUCUGAUAAUGCCUUGAAACGUUGGCAAAGGUGCGAAGCGCUGCUACCCACGAUCAGUGAUGGUGAGUUCUGGAUUGGUAAUUUUGCUGGAGUGGAUGAGGUCUGGGGCUUGAGUGGACAAUUGUUGGUAGGAAGCGGGUCCAAUUCGGGUGGAUUUCCAGAGGAGGAUGACGAUAACGCGAUUUGGCGAUUAUGGAGCACCCGCUUCGCGAAGCGAGGCUAUGUCCUUCCUUACAACAGUUAA
Messenger RNA from Argiope bruennichi, 1659 nucleotides. RefSeq lists its product as uncharacterized. Lineage: Eukaryota; Metazoa; Arthropoda; Arachnida; Araneae; Araneidae. The coding region runs from base 1 to 1659 and encodes 552 amino acids. The record is from RefSeq and is a predicted model, not a curated record. The transcript has 4 exons.